This is a messenger RNA of Closterium sp. Yama58-4, 1608 nucleotides long. Lineage: Eukaryota; Viridiplantae; Streptophyta; Zygnematophyceae; Desmidiales; Closteriaceae. The record is from the annotation of a GenBank genome assembly.
AUGAAGUCCGCGGCGCUUACUUCAGAAAGGCAUUUCCGGAGCAACUCCUCGUGUAAGGCGGGAGGAUACCUUUCCGCCGCCAUUGUCAGUGCCUGGACACCAUGCAACCUCAUAGAACCAGUGAGCGGCCGCUUAGCCUGGCUGAGGAAGCUGAAGUCGACAGAGGGUGAUCGUUUCAUUCCAAGUCGCAGCCACAUGAACAUGGACAUCUCAGCGUUCUCAAUUCGAGGUGGUUUCGACAAGAACGAAUCCAGGAAGCUCGUUACUCCAGGCUCUGAGAAUUAUCGCAAGUGCCUUGAAGGAUUGAUGACGAGAUGUCUGGAAGAGGAGGGAGCUGGCAACUCGGCAACUAAGCCGAGAGUUUUAUCAUUCAAAGUGAAGGCACCUGCUGGGUCCAAUAAUGGCUUGGACAGCUCCACCAAGACUGCCAACGGCAGUGACGUUUCAGGAUGUCACCCCCCUCCUCGCGUGAUACCUCAGGAGGCAGAGAAGGCUCUGGAAGCGCCUGGAGUGGUGGACAACUUCUACCUCCAAUUGAUAGACUGGAGCAUCUCUGACUUGGUCGCUGUAGCCCUCGGAACAUCAGUGUUUAUCUGGAAUGCUCAGAACGAAGAAUCCAUGGAGCUCAUGUCUGUUGAAACGGAUGAUGGACAAUCUCCCUACGUGACAGGAGUUUCUUGGGCUCCUGAUGGCGUACACUUGGCCAUAGGGGUCAGCAGUUCCGAAGUCCAAGUCUGGAACGUCUCCAUCCCACAACAGGUUCGUACCUUCAAGGGGCAUUCGGCACCUAUUUGUGCAAUGGACUGGUACAAGACACUAUUAUCAGCCGGCGAUAAUGCUGGAACGAUCAUCAACCAUGAUGUUCGCGCCCGGGAACACAUCGUCGCACGUCUCACGGCCCAUCGCAAAGGGGUAUGCGGGAUGAAGUGGGCUCCGUCUGGGCGCCAGCUCGCCAGCGGGGGAGACGACAACCUCGUGCACAUCUGGGACACAGCCCUCAUGUCGUCGUCUACCGCACCGGACGCGGCUGGCCGCCGCGAUGGAGCAAAUCUCCGGAGGACGAACGCCAGCUCUGCUGCUACUAGUUCUACUGGAUCCCACGUGCCUUUGCUUCAUCGAUUUGCGGAGCACCGCGGGGCGGUUAAGGCUCUCGCGUGGUGUCCAUUCCGAACGCACCUGCUGGCGACGGGAGGGGGUGUGAACGACUGCACCAUCCGGUUCUGGAACACGCAGACUGGCGCGUGCGAGAAGAGCGUUGACGCAGAGUCGCAGGUCACGGGUUUGCACUGGAGCAAGAAGGACCGUGAGAUCGUAAGCGCGCAUGGGUACGGAGCGAACACGAACCAGCUGAUCGUAUCGAAAUAUCCCUCCCUCGUACCGCUGGCCCGUCUUAAAGGGCAUAAAGACCGUGUGGUGGCAACCGCGCAGGCCCCUGACGGUGACAUCAUAGCUUCCCUCUCAGCUGAUGAGACUCUCCGCAUCUGGCGGCCAUUCAAUCCUGAACCUGUUGCUGCCAAGACCGUUGCGACUGGGAGUGGGAAGAGCAAGAUGGAGAGCAAUGGAGGGAUGACAGUGGGCGGCGGGUUUGCAAGAUCUCAGAUUCGCUAG